AUGCUGUCAAUUUCGAACUGGGCCCGGGUCGUCUUUGUACCCGCUGAGCCGUUUGGAUUUCUACCAGAGCCUACCUACCGCACUGCCGUGUUACUCGGCUUGGCCCCUGUUUCCGUGUCGUCCUGUGUUGGGGACCAAACCGUUGGAAGCUGUGUAGGCUCAGAGGCUCAGCUAUGGCAUCGGGUCCAUCCAAACGGACGUGACAGUGCCCGUUCGCGACGUGAACGUUUGGGCGGCCGGAAGGUACCCCGCAACGAAGGGGAAGGAAAAAAGGGCAAAGGCUUCUCAAACGCCCAGCCUGUUCCGUAUGAGCAUGUGCAGCCGAUCCAGCGGCCGGACCGGAUGCGCGAACCCAAUGAUUCCCAGGGCUCCGGUGCCAGGAAAGACGCAGAACAGAAGCUCGGCGACAGGGAUUCGAAGACGGACAGGGCAGGGGAGCGGACGCCAGAGGAGGGUAACCCUGCAUGCAACUUGACAUCCGACUUAGGCAGAAGGGAGGGGCACAUCGGCGACCGGUCACCGAGCCUGCAGCACCGACCCAAUUGGAGGUCACCCCACCUGAGGGAACCUCUCUCGAAGCAGCGAUGUAAGUAG
Molecule: messenger RNA, 594 nt
Organism: Colletotrichum destructivum
Lineage: Eukaryota; Fungi; Ascomycota; Sordariomycetes; Glomerellales; Glomerellaceae
Exons: 3
Coding region: 1-594 (197 amino acids)
Source: RefSeq, a predicted model, not a curated record